AUGAUAAGCUGUGUCAUGUUCUGUGAGUUCCAUAUAAAGCGAGGCCCAGCUUUAGUUUACCAGUAUCCCGAAAAUUAUCUCUCCAAAGACACCUUUGAUUCUUUAUCUGAUAUUCUUAUCCCGCGUCCUGAACUCUGUGGAAAAGUCAUAAGUGUCCAAGUUGUCGGUGAUGAAUAUAUAAUAGGCCAGCCUGUAAUCAUCGUCAACGACAAAUACGAGCGUCAGAAAAUAGAAUUCAAUUUUGCCGUCAUCAUUCCAGCUGAAGAAUACUCUCGCUUUUCUCUUUAUGAAAACAUGAUACGAAAACUUGCCUUACAGCUCACAGUUCUUGAGAUAGAAAACGACUACAUUUCCAACCCAGAAAAACAAAUAGUGAUGGGGAAGCUCUGCAAAGACAUUUAUACACAGCUAUUAGACAAAAAUGAAUGCUACAUCCCAGUUGAUAAUUGGAAUUUGAUAAUUAUAGAGCUAUCAAGCAAAAAUAAAAGGUAUCCACCGAAAAUCAGGAGUUGACAUGUACCGACUCCAUUGAUUGACUUGUAUGAUAUUGUAGAGAUCAGGUCUGAUACUUCCUUGAACAAAAUUGUAAAAGCGAUUAAUGGAAUUAGGUGCGUGAAGCAGAUAAGCGAAUUUUCAAAAGUAGAUGAAGGGCAUGUAAAAGUGUGUCUCCAGCACCUGUAUUAUCAUGGGAUGAUUGAAAUUUCAGACUAUUUCCAGGACAGCAAUAUAUAUAGAAUAACACCAAAAAUUGGAUUAAUUCUUACAGAGUAUGCUGAAGAAGCUGUCUUAUCUUUAGCGAGAAAUUCAGAAGAGCCAGAAAUUGAUGAAGCUGGGCUGUUUGAUUAUUACUCUAAGCUCUCUGACAAAACAAUUAGAGAAUUUAAGCUGGAAAACCCUGAUUUCGAUAAUAUUGUCGAUCUCCAAAAAUUCAUCAAAUAUGGCACAGUAAGAGGACUUAUCAGGAGAAUUCACAAAUAUUAUGUUAAAUAUAACGAAUCAGUAUUAAGGAAAACCAAAACAAAUCCAUCGGAUUUAGAAACCAUCAGAAAAGCAAGCGCCUAUUUAAACGGAAAGCACAAUCUUGACGAAAUCGCAUGUGUUUAUUAUGAGCACAAGUCUCAAGAGGUAGAGAAACCGAUAGAAGAUGCAUGUAUAACUUUUUUAAAGUAA
Molecule: messenger RNA, 1170 nt
Organism: Blepharisma stoltei
Lineage: Eukaryota; Ciliophora; Heterotrichea; Heterotrichida; Blepharismidae
Source: the annotation of a GenBank genome assembly